AUUCAAAAUGAAGUUGCCACAGCUGGUUGCUGCUUUCUUUCUCUUCCUAGCAUCGCAUUUUCUGCUAUCUGCAGGGAGUGCAGCAGCAACUAAAAUUACAUAUUACGUACACAACAAAUGCUCCUUUCCUAUAUGGCCUGCAACAGCAUCAAAUACCGGCUAUCAGGUGAUAGCUGACGGUGGCUUCUACCUACCACCCGGCCAGACACAGCGCAUUUACACCCCACUAACAUGGAGUGGCCGGAUUUGGGCCAGAACAGGCUGCAAUUUCAAUGCCAGUGUGAAUCCCGCCUGUGAGACAGGUGACUGCGGGGGACAACUAGCGUGCAAGGGACUUAUAGGCACUCCCCCAGCCACACUUGUGGAAAUUUCAGUACAGGAAGAUAAAGGGAAGCCAAGUUAUUAUGAUGUGAGCUUGGUUGAUGGGUACAACAUCCCUGUUUUCGUCUCAUCAAAGCAAUUAUCACCGAGUUGUACCAUUAGAGGGUGCUCGAAAAAUGUGAACAGCUUGUGCCCACAAGAGACUCAGGUUUUGAACAAAAAUGGGCAAGUGGUGGCGUGCAAAAGUGCUUGCUUGGCUUUUGAUCUUGACAAAUUUUGCUGCAGAAAUGAGUAUGGAAGCCCAGGAAAGUGCAAGCCUAGCGUCUACUCAAAGAUAUUUAAGGAUGCUUGUCCUUCAUACUACAGUUUUGCUUUUGACACACCCCCACCAUUGGUAAACUGUGCCUCCAGAGAGUAUGUGAUAACCUUCUGUCCGUCGGGUGAUAUGGCACACUCAUCCAUAUAGACUAUAGUGUUAUAUCUCCAUGAUUGUCCGAAAUUUAUGUCAUGGUGGCUAUAAUAAUUGUGUGGUCCAUGAGGGGCGUUUAUAACCCUAUUUAUAAAUAAAGUAGCCUUUUGAUAAUGUGCA
This is a messenger RNA of Alnus glutinosa, 910 nucleotides long. RefSeq names its product thaumatin-like protein. The coding region runs from base 8 to 787 and encodes 259 amino acids. Gene Ontology annotation, cellular component: extracellular region. Lineage: Eukaryota; Viridiplantae; Streptophyta; Magnoliopsida; Fagales; Betulaceae. The transcript has 2 exons. Gene Ontology annotation, biological process: defense response. The record is from RefSeq and is a predicted model, not a curated record.